This is a messenger RNA of Panonychus citri (citrus red mite), 785 nucleotides long. RefSeq lists its product as uncharacterized. Lineage: Eukaryota; Metazoa; Arthropoda; Arachnida; Trombidiformes; Tetranychidae. Bases 145 to 498 code for a protein of 117 amino acids. The record is from RefSeq and is a predicted model, not a curated record. The transcript has 3 exons.
AAAUUUUUUCGAGUAUAAAAGUGAUUUGAUUCGCAAUCAAAUCAAGCAGAAGUGUUUCAAUCCUCUUAACAGUAACAACAAUCAGCUUUUGAUUAUUUUAAAUUGUUUCUAAUUCACCAACAACAAUCAAAGUCCAAACAAAUCAUGUUCAUCGUAAAGUUAACUUUACUCUGUGUUCUCUUUGCUGCCACCGUGAUGGCCAACGGGUGGGACAAUUGGGGUAAAAACCAUUGGGGUGGUUGGUCUCAUUCUUAUGGACCAGAGCCUUGGAGUAACGAUUAUGGAUACAAGUGGACAAACAAAAAGGCCUCAGUUUAUCAUCACCGAAAAGGAACUCCAAGCUGGGGAUGGGGCAAUGAUAAGUGGGGUCAUGGUUGGGGUCACGGUGACAAAUGGGGCUGGUCAGAGCCCAAGUGGGGAGGUAAUGACCACUUCGUCUACGGUGUCAAGGUUCACCACGAUGUCCCAAAGAAAUGGGGUGGAUGGGGAUGGCAUUAAAUUGCAGUCCAACAAUUAACUAAAUUGUUCAACUCUGGAUACUCAUGGUAAACCAACACAGCGAAUACAAAAUAAUUUAUUCCCAAUCCGAUUAUUUUCAAUCGAACUGAUCAGUUUUAAUUGUUUCCUCUUUUUCCUAAUUGUGCCUCGUUAAUUAAUCAUCAUUUAAAUUGUAAAAUUUUUUGUUCUUUUCACACAAAAUUUAAUAUAUAUUGUAACAUAUUCAUAACAAUCACCAACCACAAUCAAAAUAAAUUAACUCAGCAACUGUAACUAAAUCAACUAAA